Messenger RNA from Prorocentrum cordatum, 330 nucleotides. Lineage: Eukaryota; Dinophyceae; Prorocentrales; Prorocentraceae. The record is from the annotation of a GenBank genome assembly.
AUGCGUGGCGAGCUGGAUCGCGGCGCGUGCGCAGCACGCCUCGCAGGCCAUCCUGCCGACGUCCCUGAAUUUUCAGCCGAACGACAGGCGCAUGCACGCUUUUCUCCGCGUGCCGCGCGCAGGCGUGCCAAGCGCCCGCCCACGCCGUGCCAUUCCAACCUCCCCGUCCAGCACGCGAUCCCAGCAGUCCGCGGGCGUGAGGCGCGGGCGUCGGCGGCGCGGGCGUCGGCUGCGCCAGACUGUCAGCCCUCGUCCACCGCGGUGGAGUCCGAGGGCCAGGUGAUCUGGGCGGUGGGCACGGCACUGCUGGGCCCCUCGCCGUUGGUGUAG